Molecule: messenger RNA, 801 nt
Organism: Rhododendron vialii
Lineage: Eukaryota; Viridiplantae; Streptophyta; Magnoliopsida; Ericales; Ericaceae
Product: protein transport protein Sec61 subunit beta-like
Exons: 1
Coding region: 149-475 (108 amino acids)
Biological process (GO): intracellular protein transport
Cellular component (GO): Sec61 translocon complex
Source: RefSeq, a predicted model, not a curated record
AGCGGAUAAAAAAAAAAAUCCACAUAACUGCCGAAAUUAGCGCAACUACUGCGCAAGAGGUCGCAAUAAUACACUUUCCACUACCUUCCUCCUCUUCUUCUCUCUCUCCCUCUCUCUCUCUCGCACUCUCCGGAUCACUAUCCCAAAAAUGGCCAGAGGCACAUCGCAGUCCCAAGCGUCCUCCUCCUCCACCUCCCGUCCCGGCCCCAUCGCUCCCCGCGGCUCCGCCGCCGCCACUGCCGGGAUGCGCCGGCGUCGCACCACCACCGCCGCCGGCAACUCCUCCUCCGGCUCCGCCUCGUUUGGCGGCGGCGGCUCGGGCGGCAACGUGCUCAGGUUCUACACGGACGACGCUCCGGGGCUGAAGAUCAGCCCCACCGUGGUCCUCGUCAUGAGCCUCUGCUUCAUCGGGUUCGUCACCGCCCUCCACGUGUUCGGUAAGCUCUACCGCUACCGAUCCGGUCCUGAAGCUUGAUCCACGUGUUCGAUUGUUCGGGAUUGGGAUCUGUUUUUUUGGUAGUUUCGGAGGGCUUUUUUGCUCUGUAAAUUUCUCUGAUGUUGUUGCUGAAUUUGAGCUCCAUUUGGUUCUGUUGUGUUGAGAGGUAGAUAAUUGUUUUGAUUUUGGAGGUUGAAUGACGAACGCGCUUGUAAUGAAGCUUUUUCUUUAUCCAAUAGUAAUACUUUGGUGACCAUGUUUAGGGAUCAUAUUUUGGGUAUACUCUUUGAAACCAUGGCUAAUUUGACAUAUCUUUUGGAAUUUGAACGGUAUACUCUUUAAUAAAUAGUUGAGUUGUAGCUGUU